Haliotis rufescens (red abalone) is the source of this 2915-nucleotide messenger RNA. RefSeq names its product F-box/LRR-repeat protein 12-like. The coding region runs from base 1 to 1047 and encodes 348 amino acids. NCBI's taxonomy places the organism in Eukaryota, Metazoa, Mollusca, Gastropoda, Lepetellida, Haliotidae. The transcript is spliced from 3 exons. The record is from RefSeq and is a predicted model, not a curated record. Gene Ontology annotation, biological process: SCF-dependent proteasomal ubiquitin-dependent protein catabolic process. Gene Ontology annotation, cellular component: SCF ubiquitin ligase complex. Gene Ontology annotation, molecular function: protein binding.
AUGCGUUUAAGUAGAGUUUUUACGCUUCUGUACUGGAAAUAUUGGAAGCGUACAUAUAAGUAUCAUGUGAUCCUAUGUAUCAAAAUGGCGGCCCCCAAUGUAGGCAUGAACUCGCUUCCGGAUAACAUCAUACUAGAAAUAUUGGCUUAUCUUCCUGUCAAAUAUCGCUGCAUCUCCGGCAGAGUGUGUAGAAGAUGGCGCCGUAUUGUUCAAGACAACUCCCUGUGGCGCCAUGUUGAUCUGCUGCCGUAUGUUCUCAGCCUCAACAAGCUGUGGAAGGUGAUGCGGGCUCACUUCUCCGAAUGUCUCCUGACAAUGAAGCUGGGGGGCUUCUGUGACCCAAAAUCCACCAAAUGGAAGAAGCAUUCCUUAUCUGAUGCAAUGCUACUGGAUCUGCAAGAGAGAUGUCCUAAAAUGGUGUCCUUGACCUUGGUGAAAUGCAACACAGACAAUCUAAACUGCAAAAACCUGCCACGCUCCUUGAAACAUCUGACAAUGAACCAGUGUUCAUGGACACCACGCUGGCUAAACACAUCAACUGACCUUGACCUUACAGAACUUGACCUCACAAAAUGUUCUCGCGUUGACAGGUUUGAUCUAAUUGACAUCGCAGAGAAGUUCCCCAAUUUGAAACAUCUUGUCCUGAAUCAUUGCUACCGUGCAACGGAUCCAGGUUUUGAGAAGAUUGUUACCACGCUCACAGACCUUACCCAUCUGGAGCUGUCUGAUACAGCUUGCUCAGAUCUCACCAUCCACCACAUGUGCCGCAAUCUACCUCAUCUGGAGCAUCUAAACCUGUCAAAAUGUGGGCAGAUGAGCCAGUCGAGUCUCGGGACGAUAGCCGGGGCUCUGAAGGAGCUGCAGAGUCUGAAUCUCUCCUAUUGCAGUCAGAUCAAUCUGGAGGGCCUGACCCAGCUGGCUGCAGCUCCUACUCUUCGUAACCUCAUCCUUGAAGGUUGCAACCUUACUGAAGCAGACAUAAAAUCACUUAGAGAACGUCUAGGAGAAAAAGUAGACCUUGUUAUACCCUCUGUCAAUUCUAGUUAAUGAAUGAGUGAGUGAGUGAGUAUGGUUUUACACAGCCUUGGCUUAUCAUCCCCGCAUGGUACAUCUUCUGGUGUCCCCUUGCCAUGGUAUGUCUGGAAUAUUGCUAAAGUGCUCACCCAACUUAAGCAAGCUCUUGUGAAUUUAAUGUAGUUGAACAAAGUUCCGCUUUUAGUGCAGUUUUGUAGUACCAGGAGCAAACACAAGGUCACAUUGAUGCAGCAGUGUGUUUAUAUUAGUCAAAGUGGUUGUCAGACACAGCAGUGGAUGGAGAACUGGGACAUUGACUCAUUGUCAUCUAAAAUGUCGAAAAGAUUAUUUUUUUCAAAUUUGGGAUUCAUAUGUUCUGUGGUCUUAAUAACAUUCACUCACUCAUUCUAAAUUGUCACAUAAAGGAUACUGUUGUUAACAAUCUUUUUCAAGGCAGAGCAGGGUAGUGUGGUUUAUCUUGAUCACCCCUGGUUUACAAUGGCCUUUACUGGUUUACACUGGUUCACACUGGCCUUUGCUGGUUUACACUGACCUACACUGGUUUUCACUGGUUCACUUUGGUUUAAACCUUUCACUCACUCUCAGUCAUUCAGUCAUGUGAAGCAUGCAGGUCUACACUGGUCCAUACUGGUCUACACUGGUCUACACUAGUCUACACUAGUCUACACUGGUCUAUACUGGUCAUAUUGAUAGAUAUAAUAGCUCCUCCUGGCUCCAAUACAGUCCAUGUUUGUUAUUGAGAUUCAGUGGCAAUGUAAGGGACGGGGCCUAGGGUAUCCAUUUAUCUGGAAUUCUACUUAACCUCAGGAUAUUGCAACCAUUUCCUCAUAUGAUCACAUCCCACCAGCCAAAACAAGGAACAAGGAAAACAAAGACUGCACACCUGUGACCCACCCAUAUGAUUAGAUGUUCAGGGUAAGCAGUCUGCAGAACCAGACAUUUUGUGUUCAUGUGAAGAAAGAAAAAAAGAUAUUUCAAGAAGCUUACCAAUUACUGGGAGUGAUGCGAGUUGUAGAAAUGCCAUAUAUCUUUUCACUGUAUGGACCAUAGAAGUAGAUUGUGUGUUAGAAAUUAUUAAUAAUACAUGUAGUCUUGCUGAACCCUUUUAAAUGAAUGAAAUAAUUUUGUAAAUUAAGAAAGAGUGCCUAUAUUCAAUGUAUUCUCUGUGAUAUCUAUUGAAUUCUAUGUUAAUGUUAUUACUUUUAUUAUUGUUUCUAUUAUUAUACUCAUUAUGUAAUGAAAUAUGGCAUAGGUGUCAACCUGAUUUUUCAGGUAUCUAUUCGGAUUUAUGUCCUUGUUUAAAGCCAGUGAAAAUGUUGAAUGUGAUCACAAUCAGGGGACUGUUCUACUAAGGGGUCCUAGUGCUAUGACUGUCAGAAGUCUGUAUUAAAAUUAUUGCACUUCUGCUGAUUUCAUGGUGCUAUCCCAUCAAGAUACCAUACAACAGUAUAUCAUGGAUACCCCAGCAUACUGACUCUGGGCCAAACAGUUAUUGUUUUAUUCACUUAAUGCCGAGCACCAGGAAGGGCAACAAGAAUUACCAUUUUUUUACCUCUUUAGGUAUGACGCUACCAGGGCAUUGAAUCACCAACCUUCCGCUCUCAGAAGUACAAGUGGCUCAUUCACCACACAUCUACUCAUCAACCAAUCAUCAUUGUCGUACACAGUCCUGUUUGUUUGUUUGUUUGUUUGCUUAGAAUUUUACUUCUUCUUGUGUAGAAAUGGAGAGAAUAUGACAGUUUGUUUGGUCGUCGUUUAUACAUAUGAUAAUAAAAGGCAGCUUCUAUGUAAUGUAGUGACCAAAAUAUUAAAAUGAAAUUUACCGACACAAUAAUUAUAUAUGAUAAUGUUUUUGUUUUGAAAUAAAAUUCCUUAAAUUA